GGACAAGCUAAGAUGCAUGUACUGACUUGAUUCAGUACUGCCAACGAGAUGUCGACCACAUGGGGGCUGUUGUGCUUUUUCCAAACAACGGUCUUGCUAACUGUCACAUGUACUAGUGACGCCGCACACUCCCCCUUGAUCCGGACAUUAGAAUCAGAGGGCGAUUUUAGCGACUGUAUUGAUUCUGAUCAAUUGACGAACGGCUUGAGCACUGCGUGUACACUUCUUGUCGGGAGUUUGGUUGAGAGUGUGAAAGAGCAAGCAGCGGGCAGUAUCGAAGGCGAAUAUUUCCCAUUCAUGUGCCAUGAUGGUCACUUGGCAUAUGCUUCCCUGGACUCAGGAGAGCGGAUUCUCUGGUAUUCCCGGGAUUACAAGGACUGGAAUAUAAAUGCAGGCUUGGAGGCAAAGCCGGAGGAGGUGUUGGCGUUUGCUAGUGACGCCGGUGUGGGCAGCGGGGUGCAAGAGCCCUUCUACUCAGGUGCAGGAACUUGGUGGGUUGUCAGGAGGCCUGGGCUGAGGACGUCAUUAGAGGAAAUGUUCACAGAGGCGAAGGGGCUUCGAGUUCAGUGCAUUGAGGGGCAAUCUGUUGUGUAGAGAGCAGGAAAGUUUGUUUGUCUCAGUACUGCAAGCCUGGCGUGGAUGGCUGUUGUGUGCCACAUGCCAGAAUAUUCUUAUUUACGUCUUGUCAGUCUGGUGUGUAUCUAUUAUUCAAUGGGAGGCCUGUCCAUCGCUGAUGCUGAUUGAGUUCGAGUCCGCCAAGUUUAUCGUGAAUCAUCUGAGCGUGAGUGCACAAUACUGAUGAACUACUCUGUGUU
Molecule: messenger RNA, 815 nt
Organism: Coccomyxa subellipsoidea C-169
Lineage: Eukaryota; Viridiplantae; Chlorophyta; Trebouxiophyceae; Coccomyxaceae
Exons: 5
Coding region: 49-594 (181 amino acids)
Source: RefSeq, a predicted model, not a curated record